CCGCUUCCCGACCUCGACCCCAGCGAGAAUGAUCCCCUUCGCCCUCAAGGCCGUCUGGUUUGGGUUAUCCUUCUCGGGCAUGAUUGCCUGCUGGAUAGUCCUGAUCCUUUUCUCAAAGGUGCUCAACAGCUGGUGGGUACUCAUGAUGUAUUGCGUGCACACCACUAUCCUUGAGAGCGCCUUCUGCCUCGGCAUGAUAUAUCGAAUGGAUCCAUCCCGAAUGCCGAAGUUGUUUUGUAUCGUCCAGACGCUUCUCAUUUACCACAGCGCGUAUGCACUAGCUGGAGUAUGUGCCGUUUUCACUGUCGCUACUACUUGCUCCGUCAUUUGGCCAAUGCGAUGGACUCGAAAGAAGUCGAUAUUGACUUGGCGCUGGUUUUAUCUCUUCCCGACGGUUCUUUUUCCGCUUGGCGCUCUUGCAAUUGCCAUUCCCAUCUUGCUCAAGGCAGACGCAAUUCAACCCACCGGAGAUGACAUGCACUGUGAUGCCAACAGCCCCGAGUGGGGUAGAUUCCUUGGCUACGCUGGAAUAACCCUCGUCGUCUCCAUGCCUUGUUUCUUCUUAUCCGGCGCUGCAGUAAUCCGCGUCUGGCGUGUGCAUAUGCAACGGAAGAAGUUGAACCCCACGAUCGAGCUCACUCAAGCGUUUUCACCUGUCGAUUCUUCUCCUCAUCCUACCCAGCCCUCACACAUAAGCCAAAGAAGUGGAAGCUUCAACUUUGGGACAGCCAUCACGACGAGCAACGGCCGCAACCAUACAACACGCUCCGAACGCGCCAACUUCAAGGAACGCGCGUCAAGCCCGCACCUGUACGACAUGUCGGACACCGAGUGCAUAGACGUGGCGGACGACGUCACCCUCGAUCGUUAUCUCUUGGAGAAUCCGAAAGAUCUCGAGAGCGCUGCUCAGGACGACUCAGACAGCAGGAUUUCGAAACCGGGACCGAGGGACUCAUGGUCGGCCGACCUAAAUGACGCCCUACCGCACAUGGACGACGCAUACGAGCCUAAGCGCUCGCGUUCACAUUCACAAUCUCACUCGAAGACCCAGUCACGUUCCACGCUACGGACGCCUGUAUUCUCCCCUCCAACGCCAGUAGGAUCAACGCCUACAGAUGGACCCCCCAGCUCGGCGAGUCCAACAACUUCGGUGAAAAAGCAUCUCCUUUCCUUUGUCGGGGUUCGGUCCCAGGAUGGCCAAAAGACAAAGCAGGUGUCUAGUAUGGUGGCUUCCCAGCGUACCCGAAGUCUGACGCCGGCGAUCUGGCGGUUGUUACUUUUCCAAGUGGCGUUUUUUACCAUCCAGACGUUGGCUGCGCUCUCUACCAUUGUAGAUGUCGCACGACGGAAGCCGACGCCUACACCGUUUGGCACUCAGCACGUCGCUUUGAUUCUCGCUGGAUGGGGUCCAGCUAUUGUCUUUGGACAUCUUCCUUCUAUUCGCGAACAACUCCUCACGUGGAGACGGUGAUACCAAGCACGUCCGCCCCUUCGUUCUCUUGUUCUCGUCAUCAACAACGACCUCUCCAUCCGCACAUUGUGUUACUUUUGGCGUAUAGUCAGACCUCAAGAUGAUGAUUCAGUGAAUGCAGACUUCAAUCGUGUCCUGUCAUAAACAACGGCGCAGCCUUUACUUCCCCUACUCUUUGUCUCCACAUCGAACCACCUUCC
Molecule: messenger RNA, 1671 nt
Organism: Coniophora puteana RWD-64-598 SS2
Lineage: Eukaryota; Fungi; Basidiomycota; Agaricomycetes; Boletales; Coniophoraceae
Exons: 8
Coding region: 29-1471 (480 amino acids)
Source: RefSeq, a predicted model, not a curated record